Molecule: messenger RNA, 621 nt
Organism: Andrographis paniculata
Lineage: Eukaryota; Viridiplantae; Streptophyta; Magnoliopsida; Lamiales; Acanthaceae
Product: ERAD-associated E3 ubiquitin-protein ligase HRD1A-like
Exons: 1
Coding region: 1-621 (206 amino acids)
Cellular component (GO): nucleus
Molecular function (GO): ubiquitin protein ligase activity
Source: RefSeq, a predicted model, not a curated record
AUGGAAAUUAACAACGAUCAAGAGAUGUCGACGGCUUCGAAUCUUUUCGAGUAUCUGAUGGGCAGAAGAUAUGAAUCAUAUGAUUCGGACAGGAUUCGUGAUAGAAUAGUACGAGAAAUAGUCCUCAUUAACAACAGCGAAAGAGAUUCGGCUCUUACAAGAGAUGAUUUGAUUGACGCCAUUCAUUUUGCGAUCGAAGAGGAGAUUGCGUAUCUGAGAGACAGUCGAGGUGGAUUUAGCGCUGAUUGGACGCCGGCAAAUGAACAGGCCCUGUUCUCCGCGAUAAUUUGUCUCAUAAGAGUCGUGUUUUCAAAUAUGAUUGAGAAUCUAAUGUACGAGCUGAAUUUAAUUCUCGAAGAAGAUCCUCGUCAGCAUAAUGAUGAUUUGUCCGAUAAAACUAUUGAUGGAUAUUUGAAGGAGAGGAAUUUUAGCGGCGUGGCAGCGCCAAAUGAAGAAACACAGUUGUGCAUUGUGUGUAGAGACGAUCUUCGGAAGGAAGUCGAGACUAAGGAGAUCGCACGGCUUGAAUGUGGACACUUGUAUCAUGUCUAUUGCAUAAAAAAGUGGCUUCGACUCAAGAAUACUUGCCCGCUCUGCAGAGCUAUUUGUGUGAAUUUGUAA